Messenger RNA from Zychaea mexicana, 741 nucleotides. RefSeq lists its product as uncharacterized. The record is from RefSeq and is a predicted model, not a curated record. The transcript has 6 exons. Gene Ontology annotation, cellular component: plasma membrane. The annotation marks the transcript as partial. Lineage: Eukaryota; Fungi; Mucoromycota; Mucoromycetes; Mucorales; Lichtheimiaceae.
CAUGAUGACUUGUAUUGGCGACGUCUUUGGCUUCCUUGGCUCGGUACUGCUGGAUUGGUUACGCGCUUUGGUGAAUGCUACAAAGUCGUCGAUCCAGGACUGGUUCUGAUUAAUCCUGUUACAGAAGGCAUCAAGAGGAUUGAUAUUACCAUCCAAAUCACGGAUAUCCCAUCCCAAGAAGUCAUGACCAAGGAUAAUGUCAGCAUAACUAUGGAAUCUGUCUUGUAUUGGCGAGUCGUGGCUCCCUAUGAUGCGGAAUACCUGGUCGAAGACGUCAUGACCGCACUUAUUGAAAGGGCACAAACUGUUUUGCGUAACGUCUGUGGUCAGCAUUCCUUUCAAGAUCUUAUCGAGAACCGUGAUACCAUAUCGCGCGAGAUCCAAGAGGCUAUUAACCCUGCAGCUCAAAAGUGGGGUGUCGAGAUUGAAGCUACCCUUGUCAAGGAUAUCGGCAUCUCUACGCAACUCCAAGAGUCACUGUCAUCUGCAGCUACGGCAAAACGCCUCGGUGAAUCGCGUGUGAUUGCUUCGCAAGCUGAAGUGGAAGCUGCCAAGUUGAUGCGUGAAGCAGCUGAUACCUUGAGCACACCUGCCGCUAUGCAAAUCCGCUAUCUAGAUACGUUGACAUCCAUGGGUCGUCACGGUCAAGGUCCAAAGACAAUCUUUAUGCCGAUGCCCGGCUCUGGCGGACCCAAAUCCCUGGGUUUUAUGGAUGAGGUCUCUUCCUCGUCCAAGCAGUAG